AUGAGCACGGUUAGGGCUCUAGGAGAUGGGAAGAGUCUGCCAUCACUGGAUGCGAACAGCGGUGCUGGCCUUGAUACACGCGACGGCACGGAUACAAUGUUGAAGAUGGACGAAUCCAAAGCGCAAGUUGAUAUGCCAAACCAAAUAUCGAAAGAUGUGUCCCCAGAAGGUUCACCAAGUCUUUCGGUACGUCCGGACGUGCUCUGGUGCCUAGAGGUCGAGCAAGAUGGGAAGCAGUUGCGAACUUUCUACAAAGACGAGCCGUGGAAAGGUAUAAACAACGGACUCCCAGACUCUGAUCCUGACGACGAUAUGGACUCCAGGGCUGUUCUCACAUACUUUGUCAGUGCUGAUGUCAUCGACAUCACGGGGAAAGAGUCCAACACUUCAACCACAUGGAGAGAUAGACCUGUGGACUUCCAGUUUGGGCGAGAUGCGGUGCUGUUUACGAGAUUCCCUGCAAACAUAACUAUUCACUCAAAAAGGUUAAUCAGCAUUGUCAACGCGGCAUUGAGCUACUAUCCCUAUCGCUCCGAUCCAGACAGGUUCCACGCAAAUCCAUACGACAGCUUUCCCGACCUUAUGCACUGCUAUCAAGAGCUGAAGCACUACUUCAGUGCGUUUCUGGAAAGCCUACCAGAAGAGCAGAGGGUUGAUCCAAAAUUGAAUUGCCCUAGCUGUGGCGAUGAAAAGUUCAACAAGCUCAUCAUGCAGCAUCUAAACCUGCGCGAGCUACAGACACUGGGAGAUCUACAUGAUCUACCGACCGCGAAAGACCUUGCAGUUUUGUUGCGCCUGCUGAGUGGGAUGUACCGUGCCACAAUAGCUCCCACAAUGCAUGCCAUAUAUUUCGAAGAAAGACCGAAAAUCGCAUUCAAUAGUCUCUGGAUUCUCUUCAAGCCAGGUACUACUGUAUACGUCAAACAAUCAGCUUUCUGGAACCGUCCAGAUCCACGAGAGGACCCUCACUUGAGGCACCACCAGCGGCGACCAGUUGAAGACACGGAUGACGAAUAUUCGGCUUGUGUCGUUGCGUCCUGCCUUUACGCACCCACCAGUAGCAAUUCCAAUGACAGUAUCAUUGAAAAGCCACAACGCUUAGAACUAUUGCUUAGGAGUAUUGGUUGGACUGGAACGGCAUUCCGGCCGCUUUCACAUGACGCUAUGAUCACCAAGUUUGAUGGCUCAAGACCCAUACUCGAUCUACCUGUCGUACCUGCAUAUGUCCACGACGAGUCCGAUACGCACGAACUCCGACAGAGGCUUGAAAGAAGAGGCCGCAAAUAUGUCACGAUGCUCGACAAGCUUGCUCCGCAUAGACUGUACAAACACGAGUACAGCAAAUACGAGGGCGAGAUCAUCGUAGACCCGGAGGCAUAUCGACAGCAAGUAGCUGAGGACUGGCGCCCUCCUCCGCCGUUACCACGUGGAACACCUGUUCACUUACCGCCUCGACAACCUAACAUUCACGACGGGGAAAGCUUUAGUCCAUUCAAAGGCCUGAUUGAUGUCAGUCCAAGCGACUUAGGAGACACCAGCGAAUCUAAGCAAAUUUACCUCUUGUUACCUCGCAGGCUGGAGGGCUUUGCGCUAAGAACAAAGAGAUGGAUGGUAUUCGAGGUAGAGGGCAUACAAGAUGACACCCCAUUUCGCUCCUAUGACAAAUUGGACUCAGAACUCGUCCUAGGACAAGGCACCAAUAAGGAAUACUUGCAAACUUUACUUCCAAGAGGAGCGCGCCAUUCUUCAUCUGCUCAUGACUUCGUGGAGGGCAAGGGCGAGGGAAGAAUCUUUUUGCUCUAUGGUGGGCCUGGUACUGGCAAGACACUGACAGUGGAGUGCGUAGCGAAUGACACAAGACGACCCCUGCUUCGCAUCACCGCCCAGGAUGUCGGUUUGUCAGACCGAGCAGAGAAUAAUCUUCAAACUUGGUUCACGCUCGCAGCUAGGUGGGAUGCGAUACUCCUCAUCGACGAGGCUGACUUGUUUCUGGAGAAAAGAAAGGACGGAGAUCUGACAAGGAACAGCUUGUCUACUGUCUUCUUGAGAAGUAUGGAGUACUACUCGGGAGUGCUCUUUCUUACCACGAAUCGAGGAGGCCAUAUCGACGACUCUUUUGUCUCGCGCAUCACAUGUCCAAUUGGAUACCCUCCAUUGACCACAGAGACUAAGGGCAAGAUAGUCAGGAAAUUUGUCAAGCGAUUUCAAGAAACAAACAAGAUCUUGAUUUCAGAAGACGCAGCCGAUUAUUUGAUCGAGAAUUGCACGGAAUUGAACGGCCGGGAGCUCCGGAAUGUGUUAAUGAACGCAGUAGAGGCUGCCGAGUCCAAAUUGCGGGAAGGCCAGGCUUCAAAACUCGGGCAAGAUGGCACCAGAACCACGGGAAUUGUGCAGGUGGGCGUCUAUCACGUCAAGACCGCGGUGGACACACAGGUAGGUUUCCAGAAAUACCUCAAGGAACUGAAGGGCAAAGACGAACAAACACGCGCUCGGAUGAACCAGAACUGGUAG
Messenger RNA from Parastagonospora nodorum SN15, 2511 nucleotides. RefSeq lists its product as hypothetical. The transcript has a single exon. Gene Ontology annotation, molecular function: ATP hydrolysis activity; ATP binding. Bases 1 to 2511 code for a protein of 836 amino acids. NCBI's taxonomy places the organism in Eukaryota, Fungi, Ascomycota, Dothideomycetes, Pleosporales, Phaeosphaeriaceae. The record is from RefSeq and is a predicted model, not a curated record.